GAUCGGCCCCUCACAGAAUACGCCGUCCUAGCUCAGCUCAGGAUCCAAAGGACCGGGCUAAAGGGCAGGUACGAUGAGCAUAUGAGGACCACUAUCUUAUGCCGCACGAUCGGCCCCUAACAGAAUACACCGUCAUAGCUCAGCUCAAGAUCCAAAGGACCAGGCUAGAGGACAGGUACGAUGAGAAGAUGAGGACCACUAUCUUAUGCAGCACGAUCGGCCCCCUCAGCGCCAUCGUGUCCAGUUCAUGGUCGGCUCGCCCAUUCUUUCCAGGAUGGGGACCACCAUCUUAUGCAGUAUGAUCGGCCCCUCAGCGCCAUCGUAUCCCAUUCAUGGUCGGCUCGUCCAUUCCUUCCAGGAUGGGGACCACCGUCUUAUGCAGUACGAUCAGCCCCUCAGCGCCAUCGUAUCCCGUUCAUGGUCGGCUCGUCCAUUUCUUCCAGGAUGGGGACCACCGUCUUAUGCAGUACGAUCGGCCCCUCAGCGCCAUCGUUUCCAGUUCAUGGUCGGCUCGUCCAUUCCUUCCAGGAUGGUGACCACCGUCUUAUGCAGCAUGAUCGGCCCCUCAGCGCAAUCGUAUCCAGUUCACGGUCAGCUCGUCCAUUCCUUCCAGGAUGGCGACCACCAUCUUAUGCAGCACGAUCAACCCCUCAACGCCAUCGUGUCCAGUUCACGGUCGACUCCCCAAUUCCUUCCAGGAUGGAGACCACCGUCUUAUGCAGCACGAUCGGCCCAUCAAUGCCAUCGUGUCCAGUUCACGAUCGGGCUCACCCAUUCUUUCCAGGAUGGGGACCAUCGUCUUAUGAAGUGCGAUCGGCCCCUCAACGCCAUUGUGUCCCGUUCACGGUCGGCUCAUCCAUACUUUCUUAGAUGGCGACCAUCGUCUUAUGCAGUACGAUCGGCCCCUCAGCGCCAUCGCACCUCGAUCAUGGUCAGCUCCGCCCAUUCCUUACAGGAUAGGGACCACCAUUUUAUGCAGCACGAUCGGCCCCUCAGCUCCAUCGUGUCUUGUUCAUGUUUGGGAUAACUAUUCCUCUCUAGGAUGGGACUCGUCGCUGUAUAUCAUGCCUGACACACCCUCUUUCAUACAUUUCACUCAUACAUUACACGCAUUCAUACAUUCAUGCAUCAUAUCUCAUAUAUUCAUACAUACACACAUGCAUUGUGUUCGUCUUAUCCAUAUUUUUCGAGGCAGCUUGAUUCGGGCCUCUUAAGGUCCUCGGGUAGCAAACCCAGGUUGUAGUCCUUUACUCCCGCAUGAUACAUUCAGGGGGAGAGGGUCCGGGAAAGAGCGUCCCUUGCCCGAUCCAGUCGAGAGGGGGAGCGCCUUACCGGCAGAUUAUGUUCAGAGGGGCAGACACCCACCCAUGCAGUAGGAUUACUCGAAGACUCAGGUCUAAGAAAGACAAAGGAAGAGCGCGAGCAAGAAUAUACUUUCUCGAGCAGAUUCGCACGCUCAUUACUCAAGACACUGGGGGACUUGUGUUGGGAUAUACUAUCCCGGUCAGUUACUGUUCAGGAGCCCAACACAUUGCCCCAGUACGGGGCCCAAUCGAAGAGGGCCAUUUCAGCCUACCAGGCCUAUUUUGGGCCUUUGGGCCCAUUUCGGCCCACUCGGCCCUUUAAGGUAGCUUUGCACCCUCCUCCCUUUUCUCUAUAAAUAGGAGGACUCCCCUUCUUAUUUAGGAUCCUGGUCUUCUUCCCCAAAAGAUGGCUUCUUCUCCUCCCCCUCUCUAAAACUAGUUUAUACUCCAUUAAUGGAAACUUGUACAUUGUAAUGGUGAGGAGAGCAUCAAUAAAAUGAGAGGGCUUGGACAUUAGCCUAAACAGUCCCGUGGUUUUCUCCCUUUCGGGUUUCCACGUAAAAAUCAUUGUUUGCAUUGUAUUAUCACCCCAUAGCCACGAAACCCUCCCGGAAGGGGUGUUGAACUUCCGGGCUGCGGCGAAUAAACUCAACAAUGUGAUUUUACAAUGUUUAGGUUAUAUAUGUCUAUGUAUCAAUUCAUAACCCGGGGUGGUGGGCCUUUGAAACGAUCUAAUGGAGAAAGUAAUAUGCAAGAAUAUACUAAGAAAAUUUAAUUCGAGUGUUUUCAAUAACAUAUUUGUCUUAAUUAGAAGUGUAUUCAUGUGUGAAUUUUAUUGUAUAAUCAGUUUGUAUGACUUCAAAUAUAGGAGGAUGUCGAAAGAAUGACUGCACAGCUUCUAGAGUAUGCAAUGAAAAGUCAGUGUAUUAGUCGAGAACGGGUUAUGGUAGUGAAAGUAUUCUAGGUUUUCCAAAUACCUAUGGUAAUCUAUAUGCUCUGGCUCUUUCAGCUUACAAGUUUGGUGACUCAACAACGCUUUAAAUACUUCUUUUUUAGUUCUAAAAUCUGAACUCAGUCGUAAGUUACAAGUGCGUAAUAUGAAGAAGUGUUCCUAGUGGUUGACCUUUCUAUAUAUUGUUGAACAAAGCAUUCAUUUUUGCAUAUAUUUGUAAGGUUGGUGCAGUUUUAAUUUUUACUUGAUGUGUGUUGUGUGUUUUCUCCUGGAUGGCAGUGUCUAUGUUGAAGUAAAAGGUGGACAAGGAUGAGAUUCUUACACUAACCAAAGAGCGUCUGAAAUCAUUAUGAAUCAGAUAAGAAAGGUGAAGCUUGUAGAACUCUGACUCAACCACUUUGGGAAGAACAUAUCACUUAUGAGGUCUUGUUAGCUAAUAAGCAAUAAUUAAAAAAUAUGGACGACUGGCAUUGAUCACUCAAGUCAUAUUUUUGGGCUCUCACCUACGCCAUCAUUACUCUUAAAUUAGUAGAUUCUUUAGCAUCCAACUUUUGGUUAUGGAAGAGAUCAAUGAGACAUGAGAGCGUUGAGCGUCAUUUUUCUGCGAAGCUACAUAUAUUUGAUAUAAUUUUUAGACUCUUAGCUAGUUUUUGAUGAGUCUUGUGAACUCAUAGUUAGUGAACUCAAAGUUAGUUUUUGAUGAAUGUUGUGAACUCAUACCUAGUUUUUGCUGAAUAUUUUUGGAUCAAAACAAUGUGAAUGUGAAAUUUUAUUAGUUAU
This is a messenger RNA of Cuscuta europaea, 3036 nucleotides long. NCBI's taxonomy places the organism in Eukaryota, Viridiplantae, Streptophyta, Magnoliopsida, Solanales, Convolvulaceae. The record is from the annotation of a GenBank genome assembly.